GAAAUCGCAGGUAGGGUGACAGCGGCGGAGCUUCGACAAUACAGACUUGGUCCCUGUUCACAUACCACGAACGUAUUCCCGCAGCUCAGCGCUCGGCACUCACCCAGGUGAUGAGCUGCUGGCGCACCGUAAGGCUGGUCUGGAGGUGGACUGCUCAGGGCUGCUGAGCGGUCGACUUUGCUUCGACUCGGGCUCGGGCGGGACCGAUGCCGACAAAGCGUCUUUGGAGGUUGAUCGAAGUCUCAUGCCUCGAACAGCAGCACCGACACCGCUCGUUCAUUCAUCUAAGAAUAUACAGAAAGAUGCGUCUCGCACCGGCCAACCUGUCAGGCCAAGUCGGGCACGCAGGUUGACUAGGACCGUCUCUCACCCUGGGCCCCAAUCCCUCCCCUAGCUGCUCCCCUGCGAGUACUCAGGUUCACCACACGCUCACUCACACAUGUCGGACUCCCGCCACGAAGUCCCCAGAAUCGGGACCAUCACUCCAGAAUCAUACAAACAGGGCGACGCCUCAGAGGUGCCAGUCUUGGAGGCAAAAGAGCUUGUACACGAACUUGCGUCCGUCCAGCCAGCGGGAACAACCGUUGAGCCAGCCGAGGCCAGGCCACAAGUCGCUAAGCGAGGCGCGCGAUUUUGGCUCAUAUUCCUGGCCUUGAGCUUUGCGCUCUUCUUGUCCCCCUUAGAGCUGACCUCAGUUUCGACGGCGUUGCCUACCAUUCUCCUCGACCUAAACAAUGGCGAAGACUUCAUCUGGAUCUCGUCGGCGUAUACUCUGGCGUCUACCGCUAUUCUACCGCUGAGUGGCGCACUGGCUGAAAUCUUCGGCCGGCGUCCUUCCAUGCUUCUCGCUCUCGUCCUGUUUGCCCUGGGCAGUGCUCUCUGUGGAUCAGCGCAGACGGUCCCAUGGCUGAUCGGCGGUCGGACUGUUCAAGGGAUGGGCGGCGGUUGCAUCUUGUCCAUUACCAACAUCGUCAUCUCCGAUCUCGUGCCGUUGAAGGAACGCGGGUUCGUCAGUGGAGUCCUGGGAUUGGUAUGGGCAUUGGCGGCAGCCUUAGGGCCGCUCAUCGGCGGUGCGGUGUCGUCCCACGGGCAAUGGCGUUGGUUGUUCUACCUGAAUCUACCCGUAUGCGGGCUGGCGUUCAUACUCGUCCUUACGCUGCUCAACCUUAAGAAUCCGCCCGGGACUUUCCUUGAGAAGCUUGCCAAGAUCGAUUGGAUAGGAAACUUCCUGAUCAUCGCGAGUUCGAGCUCUUGCAUCAUCGCACUGACAUGGGGAGGCGUCGUAUAUCCUUGGUCUUCAGCCAGGGUGCUUGUCCCGUUGUUGGUAGGGUUAGGGGGUAUGGGGCUCUUUUUGCUGUACGAAGCGCGGAUAGCACGGCAUCCCAUGGUGCCCUUCAUUAUACUGUCCAAUUGGACGAGUUUCAGCGGCUACCUGCAGACGUUCAUCAACCCUAUCGUCAUGCUCUCCGUUAUCUAUUACCUGCCAACGUACUUCCAAGCGUGCAAAGGCGCAUCUCCUCUGAUUUCCGGCGUAGACACGUUUGGCCUUUCGAUGGUCCUUGGGCCGAUCGUCAUCCUGACGGGAGUUAGCGUGACAAAGUGGAGUCGCUAUCGAACACAAUCCUAUGUGGGCUGGGCGUUCUUGAUUCUGGCUAUGGGACUACUUUCCAUGGUUUCUGCCGACACCCCUCUCGCACGCACCAUCGGGUUCUCCGUCUUGGUCAGCGUCGGCGGGGGGAUCGUGUACGCGAUUACGUACUUCCCCGUCCUCGCCCCGCUCCCCGUAGACAAGAACGCGCACGCGCUGGCGUUCUUCGCCUUUUGUCGGUCGUUCGCCGGGGUGUGGGGUGUGACUAUCAGCGGCACGAUCCUGCAGAACGAGCUCAACAAGAGGCUCCCUGUUGCGUUCCUCAACAUGUACCCCGGCGGCGCGUCCAUCGCGUACUCUGCUAUCCCCGACAUUAGCGGUCUGCAGGAGCCUUUGAGAUCGCAGGUGCGGGACGCGUUCGCGGGCAGCAUUGCCGUCAUCUGGCAGGUGAUGAUCGGUAUUGCGGGAGCGGGCUUGCUCUCGUCUCUCGCUAUGAAGAACGUGCAGAUGGGCUCAAAGGUAGACGAGAAAUGGGGCUUGGAGAAGGGUGAGAAGUCGUCUCCUACUAGCAAGGCGUAGGCUUUUGGCACUGAAUCGCAGGCUUCCGGAUUCCGGACAUCGUAAUGCUAUGUAUCUUGUUCCUCUCGGUCCGAGACCGCAUUUGUAGCUUUGUUUACUGUCAUUACACACUGGCACUUCGAGUAUGUAGCCGUCUUCACUGUCUUCGACACUGACACUUCGAGUAUGUAUUUUGGCCAUCCUGUAAAGUAACCGACUCUCCUUUGGUGUUGCAUCGUAUUGUGACCAUAUUUGGCGCUUGACGAGACGUAACCAG
This is a messenger RNA of Dichomitus squalens LYAD-421 SS1, 2423 nucleotides long. RefSeq lists its product as uncharacterized. NCBI's taxonomy places the organism in Eukaryota, Fungi, Basidiomycota, Agaricomycetes, Polyporales, Polyporaceae. Gene Ontology annotation, cellular component: membrane. The coding region runs from base 440 to 2167 and encodes 575 amino acids. The transcript is spliced from 12 exons. Gene Ontology annotation, molecular function: transmembrane transporter activity. Gene Ontology annotation, biological process: transmembrane transport. The record is from RefSeq and is a predicted model, not a curated record.